Linepithema humile (Argentine ant) is the source of this 2440-nucleotide messenger RNA. RefSeq names its product vanin-like protein 1. Lineage: Eukaryota; Metazoa; Arthropoda; Insecta; Hymenoptera; Formicidae. Gene Ontology annotation, molecular function: hydrolase activity, acting on carbon-nitrogen (but not peptide) bonds, in linear amides. The record is from RefSeq and is a predicted model, not a curated record.
AGUCGUACACCACGUGAAGUCAGCAUAAAGUUCAUUGCGGGAGUUGUUUUUAACCUCAACAAAUUUCGUGAUAACGUUUAAAACUAUUCUAGAUUGGGAUAUGUCCUCCUUUCGUUUCACGAAAUACCUGAUGUUUUCAUCUUAUAAAAUUGCGCACUCUUUUAAAAGUUUCUGACUGUCCCUGUUUUUUCUAUUCCGUUUGCUGCGUUUGAUGAUUAUCUUAUCAUCUUACCGCAACGUUACCUGACAGAUUAGAAAGCACGAUUGCAAUGCAUGAUAAGAUUGCAAGAGACCUACAUCACUGACAUCGUUUCUAAUUCUGAGAUGAGCUUUCCAGUCUUUAUUGAUCAAGCACUGUUUGCUCAGUCUGAUAUUAACAUCUCUAACUUGCAAUAACUGCGUAAAAACAUAUAUAAAAAUACAUGAUGACUAAAGUUUUUAUCAUUCUUACCGCAACAGCAUUCCAUUCACUUUAGAAAGAUUAGCUUAGCAUACUGCUAUAUAGGCAGGAAAGUCCAAGAAACUAAUACAGUCGCAGUGGAAUAUCUUGCAGCAAUGGAAUAAUCGCUUCUCGGAAAAAAAACAAACUGAGUCAGCAGUUGCCAUAGUGGUCGUAGUGGGAUCGUGCAGAAAACUUGAAUCGACCAGACUUGUAACAGCAGUGUUGUACGCCGGACGUGAGAGUUGCACAGAGACUUAUUGCAACUAGUGCUAAGUGAUUUACCAGCUGAUCUCUAUCUUAAUAAGACAAUCAAAAUUGUCAAUUAUGAAUCAGCAAUGGAUUAUGAUUUAUUUAUUAAUAAUGUGUGCACAUUUAUCAUAUCAGAUGUCAACAUCAAAUUCAACAACAUACAUAGCAGCAGUAGUGGAAUAUCCUCCAAUAUAUAUAACAAAUAACAUUGAGUUGACUUUGAAAACAAAUUCUGAUGCUUAUGUCAAACAUAUUGAAACAGCUAGUAAACAGAAUGCUGAUAUUAUCGUUUUUCCUGAAGUUGGCUUGACAACAGUUCAUUUCCCAGAAAGAGAAGAAAUGCAAAAUUGGACAACUAUUAUUCCUUCAAUUGAAGAUAAUUAUACUUCUUGCAUACAAGAUACUAUUGAAGUCAGCGAGACACUGAAAAAAAUAUCAUGUGCUGCAAGGCAGAAUGAAAUCUAUGUAGUAAUCAAUAUUGCUGAAAAAUUACCUUGCACCGAAGACCCAUGCCCAAAAGAUAAAGUGUUCUAUUAUAAUACCAAUGUUGUAUUUGAUCGCACAGGAAAAAUUAUUGCUAGAUAUCGUAAGGCGAAUCUUUUUUUGGAACCACAGUUUAAUGUGACAGCAAUACCAGAAGUAGUAACUUUUGAUACCGAUUUUGGAGUGAAGUUUGGAACCUUUAUAUGUUUUGAUAUACUGUUUUAUAAACCUGCAUUACAAUUGACAAGGGCUUACGAAGUUACUGACAUUGUGUUUCCUACAGCAUGGUUUUCUGAAGCACCUUUUCUAACAGCUGUGCAAACGCAAGCAGGAUGGUCAUUUGCUGAAAACGUAAAUCUUUUAGCCUCUGGUUAUAACAGACCUGCCUUUGGUAAUACAGGCAGUGGAAUUUAUUUAGGUCGUAAAGGAGUAGGUAAAGCAAUAUUGCCUUUCACUAAGCACGAGGAAAUGUUAAUAUAUGAAGUUCCUAAAAUACGAAAAAGAAGUAAAUCUAAUCAUAUAGAUCAUCAUCAUGAUCAUUCAAAAGAUCACGAUGAGGAAACUAUGUUCCAUUCGGAAAAGCAUGUACAUGAUGAGUUACGAAAAAGACGUGAAAGUAAUACGAGAGCUAACAAUGAUAAUGAUAAAUUAUAUUUGUUAUAUGAUAAGAUUAAAACGUUUGAAACGUUUCCUUUAGAAACUAAUGUCACGAAAACUGUUUGUCAGAACAACUUCUGCUGCGAGUUUAGAAUCGAAAUUGUGGCAAUAGACCCAAGCACAAAAUAUCGUUUAGUAGUUUUUAACGGCAUUCGUCUUUAUGGUAUUGUUGAAGCAGGCGUACGAGCGUGCGGCGUAGUUCAAUGUUUAAACGACUCUAUUUCAUCAUGUGGUUCUACACAAGAAUCGAAAACUGUUUUCAGCAACAUUGAAAUCACGACAACGCUCCAUGAUUAUACAAAUAAUUUAAUUAUGCCUUCCACAUUAAAUCCACAUUUACUUCCGCUUAGAAAUUGGACAUAUAAUGAACACACUCAUGAUAAUCAUGUGCAUAUUAACAUGUUUUUAAAUAACAAUAUGGACAAUGUAGUGACAUUUGGAGUAUAUUCCAAGAAAAAUAAUGCAAGCGAUGUAUCUUUCAAUGCUAUUAAUUAUUUUGUAACGUUAUUAAUGAGUUUGUUGUUAAUGAAAUUGUAACUUGUAUAUUUUGUAUAUGCGACAAAAAAAGUUUGUACUUACUCUGUUAUAUAUAUUAUUAUUAUUAUGUGA